This is a messenger RNA of Chrysochloris asiatica (Cape golden mole), 624 nucleotides long. It is a transcript of the gene TUSC1, whose product is annotated as tumor suppressor candidate 1. The transcript has a single exon. The coding region runs from base 1 to 624 and encodes 207 amino acids. Lineage: Eukaryota; Metazoa; Chordata; Mammalia; Afrosoricida; Chrysochloridae. The record is from RefSeq and is a predicted model, not a curated record.
AUGUGGCGCAUGCGUGGUGGCGCCACCAGGCGCGGGAGCUGCAGCGGCGGAGUCGGCGGCGGCGACAGUCGCGGACAAGGUCACCCGGGCCGGCCUCGCGGGGGCGGCGGUAGCGGCGGCGUGGGCUGGCGAGGCCGAGCGGGCGGCGCCCGACAGCAGCUGGAAGAGCGGUUCGCGGACCUGGCGGUGAGCCACCUGGAGGCCAUCCGCGCGCGGGACGAGCGGGACAAGCAGAACGCGCGGUUGCGCGAAGAGAACGCCCGGCUACGACUCGAGAACCGGCGACUAAAACGCGAAAACCGCAGCCUCUUCCGCCAGGCCCUGCUGCUCCCCGGAGAGGGCGGCAACGGGGCCCCCGAGGAGGCAACGGAAGCGGCCCUGAGCCCCGAGGCGGCCGGCGCGAACCGGAGGGCGAGAGGUGGUGGCCCUGAGGACGAGCCAGACAGCCCCAGGGCCUUGAGGGCCCGGUUGGAGAAACUGGAGGCCAUGUACCGCCGGGCCCUGCUUCAGCUGCACCUCGAACAACGGGGGCCGCGCCGUGGGGACAAUGAGGAGUGCCCACAGCGAGAAGCCGAAUCUGAGCUCCAAGCGCCCGACCUGGAGUCCCCCAAGCCCUGGCUGUAG